AAACCCAACUCAACCUACGCCACCCAACGUUGUCACCUUCCUCUGCACAUUAUUAUAAAAACAAACAUCAUCAAUCUCUGUCCCUCAAACACAAACCCCUUCAUCAUCAUCAUCAUCACAAUUCAUAUCUUCUUCCACCGACAACGCUUAACCAUGUCUCAGACUGUGGUCCUCAAAGUUGGUAUGUCAUGUGAAGGAUGUGUUGGAGCAGUGAAGAGAGUUCUGGGUAAAUUGGAAGGUGUGGAAUCAUACGACAUUGAUUUGAAGGAACAGAAAGUGGUAGUGAAAGGAAAUGUCCAGCCAGACACAGUUCUGCAGACUGUUUCCAAAACCGGGAAGAAGACUGCCUUCUGGGGAAAUGAAGUAGCACCAGCCGCCACCAGCACCAGCUGAGACUAAAACAAAAUAAUUGUUGGCUGAGUCUGUGUGGGAACAUUAGCUCUGUGAAUCGAAAAAAAAAACUACUUGAUGGAUUUGCAAAAACUAUAGAACAUGUCAUCUGAUGUAUUUAGUGUGCUAUAAUAAAGUCUGAAGAAUAUUUGCUGUUUUCCCCAGCUAUUGUACUGUAUUGAUGUGCUUCAAUUAAUAUCUUUACUUCCGUUGUUGAUGUUA
Molecule: messenger RNA, 612 nt
Organism: Lotus japonicus
Lineage: Eukaryota; Viridiplantae; Streptophyta; Magnoliopsida; Fabales; Fabaceae
Product: copper transport protein ATX1-like
Exons: 3
Coding region: 154-393 (79 amino acids)
Molecular function (GO): metal ion binding
Source: RefSeq, a predicted model, not a curated record